AUGGUCGAUUCCAAGCCAGAAGCACCCCAAUCGUGGCCGUUGGGCGAUGCAACAGCAGAGAACGUCAAAGCACCUAGCCCCGAGAAGUUUAAACCAGGAUGGCGCUUCCUGGCUGCUUUUGGCAGUCUUUGCAUCAUAACACUCAUGGCUGCACUAGACGCUACUUCGAUAUCAGUCGCACUUCCAGUCAUGGCCAAAGCACUAGGCGGAACUGCGAUCGAGGCUUUCUGGAGCGGGACUGCCUUUUUGCUAACCUCUACUGUUUUUCAACCCAUCCUCGGAUCCUUUUCACAUAUUUUCGGAAGGAAGUCCUUGAUAUACAUCAGCCUGGUUUUCUUCCUAAUCGGAUCGAUCGUACCCGGCCUCGCUGAGAACUUCACUGUGAUCCUAGUUGGCCGAUCUAUCCAGGGUAUCGGAGGUGGCGGCAUACUAUGUUUGACUGAAAUGGUCAUCGUCGAUACUGUGCCUCUGCGUGAGCGAGGAAAUUGGCUCAGCGUCUUCGGCGUCAUGUGGGCACUUGGUACUGUUACAGGGCCUCUACUUGGUGGUGGCUUCGCAGAGAAAGUUAGCUGGCGUUGGGUUUUCUACAUCAAUCUACCCUUCCUCGCCAUUGGUGCUAUUAUGAUUACAAUCUUCCUCCAGCUCAAUCAGAAACACGGCGCCUUCCUUAGCAAGCUCCGACAAGUCGACUGGAUUGGCAUGAUACUGUUCGUCGCUUCCAUGACUGGCUUUUUGAUACCUGUCACUUGGGGCGGAGUUCAAUAUGCCUGGGAUUCCUGGCAUACGCUUGUGCCCCUCAUCCUCUCUGCUGCAGGCUUGAUUGCAUUCAUUGCAUACAUCGAGUUCUUUGCCCCCAACCCGCUCAUUCGCACCUCGGUAUUCAAGACCAAGUCGGCCGCAAUACUCUACACUUCUACAGUCAUCCACGGCCUCAUCCUGUGGAGUAUUCUCUACUAUCUGCCUUUAUAUUUUCAGGCCGUGAAGGGAUAUGGUCCUAUACUCUCAGGAGUCGCAGUGUUCCCAUGGACGUUCACUGUUGCACCAGCUUCCAUUGCAACAGGCAUUGCCAUUGCCGUAACGGGUAAAUACCGGUGGGCAAACCGCGCCGGAUGGGUGAUCACCACGUUGGGCAUGGGCGUCUUGAUCCUCCUCAAACCCAAUACUUCCACUGUCUCGUGGAUUUUCCUGAACCUAGUGGGCGGCAUCGGAACGGGCGUGCUGUUCCCAGCUAUGGCUUUGGCAGUGCAAGCUUCGGCGACUGCCAAAGACCAGGCCUACGCUGCGAACAUGUUUUCUUUUCUUCGCGCCUUUGGUCAAACGCUGGGUGUCGCCAUUGGCGGUGUCAUCUUUCAGAACCAGAUGAGAAAGAAGAUGCUUACUUUUCCCCUCCUCGCUGAUAUGGCGGGCGAGUACUCCCGAGACGCUGCGGGUCUAGUCGGAAUCAUCCGGGAUAUGCCUGCCGGAGAGAUGAAGGAACAACUCAGGGAAAGUUACACGGACGCGCUCAAGUACAUAUGGAUUGUUAUGUUGGCGUUCAGCGCUGUGGCCUUGCUUGGCAGCUGGUUCAUUGAGGCUUACGAUAUGAACAUGGAAAACGAGACGGAGAUGGGAUUUGUCGAUAAGGAUAGGGUUGCCGAUGUGGAGAAGAAACAGCCGGUCGCAUGA
Pyrenophora tritici-repentis Pt-1C-BFP is the source of this 1665-nucleotide messenger RNA. Its product is annotated as ProP, Permease major facilitator superfamily. Gene Ontology annotation, biological process: transmembrane transport. The record is from RefSeq and is a predicted model, not a curated record. Gene Ontology annotation, cellular component: plasma membrane. Gene Ontology annotation, molecular function: transmembrane transporter activity. Lineage: Eukaryota; Fungi; Ascomycota; Dothideomycetes; Pleosporales; Pleosporaceae.